This is a messenger RNA of Capsaspora owczarzaki ATCC 30864, 1791 nucleotides long. RefSeq names its product protein phosphatase 1F. Bases 1 to 1791 code for a protein of 596 amino acids. NCBI's taxonomy places the organism in Eukaryota, Filasterea, Ministeriida, Capsasporidae. The transcript is spliced from 8 exons. Gene Ontology annotation, molecular function: protein serine/threonine phosphatase activity; cation binding. Gene Ontology annotation, cellular component: nucleus; cytosol. The record is from RefSeq and is a predicted model, not a curated record. Gene Ontology annotation, biological process: protein dephosphorylation.
AUGUCGAGCGCGGCGCCGUACUCUGGCGGCAGCGGCAGUGGCAGCGCAGGAGGAGGCAAUCUGGACGCCCGACAACAGCAACAGCAGCAACAGCAGCAGCAUCAGGCGCGACGACGGCGGUCGAACGACCUGCGCGGGGACAUGCUCACCAAGCACAAAGAGUUUCUCAAGAAGAUGACGAUGGGCGACACGGGCCUUCCCGCCAGCAUCCCCGUCGCAGACGCCAUCUCGGCAGCAGAGCUCGAGGCUGAAGCGCUCUACAUUGCCGCAGAAGUAUCGACGCUCUCAGGUGUGCUGCCAGACGCGUACAAUGACACGCUCAACUCGCAUCGAGCAGGCUCAUCAUCAUCAUCAUCCUCGUCUUCUUCAUCCGCGUCCUCAUCCUCGUCGUCGCGGGACAGUCGCAAGCACCAGUCCAUGUACACUCCGCCAGUGGCGUCGAUCGAGCAGGUUGCUGUUGAUCGUCCUGCAGGGAGGUCUUCAAGUAUGAUUGGUGCCGUUGGACCGGCGUUCAAUUCGCUGCCGGCAGGAUUCCGACCGAGCUCAUCCUUCCCUGGAAGUUCGGCUCCGUUCAGCAGGUCGAACAGCAAUUCAACCAGCUUGGAAACGUUCGGCAACUCGCCGCUCCCAGGAACGCCAGAGGUCGGUGAAAGCCCGCGCGCCUCGUUCACCUCGAUCUCUAGCGUCCAGCUCGAGCCGUCGCACUGGAUUGUGAAUGCCAGCACGUUCCCGAGUCUAAGCCGGCUAGUCGUGGAUCAGCUCGAGCAAGCCGACCUGUCGCAGUUCAAACUAGAAGAUUCGAAGAACGACAACAUGUUAGACGGCCGAGCGAUCGCGCGCUGGGUUGUAGAUAGUAUUGAAAAUGCCCUCAAAGCCAGCGAGCCCUCUUCGCGUCGCGGCUCCAUUCCAUUACCACCCUUCAAGUUUGACACGCAUUCUUUUGCGGCUCAGGGCAAACGGUCGACCAUGGAGGAUCGUCAUGUCGUGAUUGAAGAUCUUAACACACUAAUGGGCUUGGAUACCCACCCAAUGCAAGCCUACUUUGCCGUGUACGACGGACACGGUGGUGUCGAUGCGGCUGCAUAUGCAAAAAAUCACGUUCAUGUCCAAAUUGUUCGAGAUGCCGCGUUUGCUGCCAAGCCCGAAGACGCUGUCAAGAGUGGCUUUGAGCGCACCGACGCGCUGUUUCUUGAGCGAGCCAAUCGCGAGAACUGGUCCAGUGGUGCCACAUGCGUGGGCGCCUUGGUUCGGGGGACCGAUCUCUAUGUCGGCUGGCUGGGAGACUCGCAGGCUGUGCUCGCACGCAACGGCGCCGGGAUUUUGCUGACAAAACCGCACAAACCCAACGACGAGGCUGAAAAGGCUCGCAUUGAAGAAUCCGGUGGCAUGGUCUUGUUUUACGGCGGAUGGCGUGUUAACGGCACGUUGGCGGUCGCCAGAGCCAUUGGCGACAAGCAACUGAAGGAGCACGUCAUUGGCACUCCAGAUGUUGUGCACGAGGUUCUUCAGCCCGGUCGCGACGAAUUCCUCAUCCUGGCGUGCGACGGACUGUGGGACGUGAUGGAUGCCAACGGCGCCGUCCAUUUUGUCAGCGAGUAUCGCGCUCGAACGGGCUUUGGCGAUGGUGUUGCCGAGGCUCUGGUGGAAAAGGCUUUGCAGCUCGGCUCGACCGACAAUGUCUCGAUUGUUGUUGUGUUUUUCGACACGCCGACGCAACGCGCCGCCUCCCUGAGUUCGCUGAACAAGGAACCUGCACGACAUGCGCAAGUGACUCAAGCCAUGAAUAUGUAA